Messenger RNA from Cottoperca gobio, 3355 nucleotides. RefSeq names its product striatin, calmodulin binding protein 4 (gene strn4). Bases 158 to 2473 code for a protein of 771 amino acids. The record is from RefSeq and is a predicted model, not a curated record. NCBI's taxonomy places the organism in Eukaryota, Metazoa, Chordata, Actinopteri, Perciformes, Bovichtidae. Gene Ontology annotation, molecular function: protein-containing complex binding; calmodulin binding; armadillo repeat domain binding. The transcript is spliced from 18 exons. Gene Ontology annotation, cellular component: dendrite.
CUCUGUGCGUGUGAAAAAAGGGAAGAAAAGAGGGUCGCUUAUAGCGGAGUGCUGCUGGGUUGGAAGAAGGGUACGAGGUACUUUUUUAAAAUUAUUAUUGUAGGUACACUUUGCCCGUUUCCACCUCCUUAUCCUGGCGAAAGGUUGAACGGUUAAAAUGGAGGCGGAUAGAUCCGGCGGAGGACCAAACCCGAACUCCGGAGGCAGCAGCGGAGCGGGGCGCAACCCAAACGGGCCCAAAGCAGCACCCGGCCAGGCGACAUCAGCUGCGGCGGCCGGAGUGAUGGCAGCAGCAGCAGCAGCGGCAGCAGCAGCCGGGGCCAUGCCCGGAUCGUCGCAGGCUCGGGAGCUACAAGACGGGGACUCGGGCAUGACGCUUCCUGGGAUCCUUCACUUCAUCCAGUACGAGUGGGGACGCUUCCAGGCCGAGAAAUACCGCUGGGAGGCUGAGAGAGACGAACUCAGGGCUCAGGUGGCGUUCCUACAGGGUGAGAGGAAAGGGCAGGAGAAUAUGAAACAGGACCUGGUGAGGCGGAUCAAAAUGCUGGAGUACGCCCUCAAACAAGAGAGGGCUAAGCACCAGAAGCUUAAGACAGGAAACGACCAGAGUCCAGGAGACAAGAAACCAGAGACGGAGGCAGACCAACUUCCCAAUGGGCCGGCUGAGUCUGACUCUGAGCCAGCCAAUCAGAUGUCCUGGAAGGAGGGACGUCAGCUACUACGCAAAUAUCUUGAGGAAGUGGGUUAUUCAGACACCAUCCUGGACAUGCGGUCUAAGCGUGUGCGCUCGCUGCUGGGGCGGAGCAGCCCCGAGGCGAACGGGCCUGCACCCAUCGAAACCUGUUCAGAGCCUGAGCCCCGGGCAAGUGGAGAGUCGUUGUUGGUCAGACAGAUAGAGGAACAAAUAAAGAGGAAUGCGGGCAAGGAAAGCUCAAAGGAACGUCUGGGCGGCUCGGUGCUCGAUAAGAUCCCCUUCCUGCAUGGCUGCGAGGAUGAUGAUGAAGAGGACAGUGACGAGGAAGAUGACUUCCAAGGCAUGGCCACUGACUGCAUCGAUGGACCGCGCAAGAACAAGAAGUCCCGUGUAAAGAUGGGUUCGGAGCCCAUGACCACGGACCUGGACCCGGAGGACGAGGAGGACGAAGACGACUCGGAAGAUGCCCUCAGUGAAUUUGACUUCCUGGGCUCGGGGGAGGAUGGGGAGGGGGCGGGAGAGGCCCGGAUCUCGGGGGACGGCCGGGAGUUAGAGAACCGCAGGAACAAGUUACAAGACAUGAUGUCGGACUUCCCCCCUAAACCCACCCCGCCCCCCUCUGUAUCGGGACAGGCUCGCUCCGGGGAAGGUGGACCUCUGGGUUUUUCCUCUGACGUGUUCAUUAUGGAUGCCGUUGGAGGAGGGGACAUGAACCUGGGUGAACUGGCCGAUCUCACCGUAGCCAAUGACAACGAUCUUUCCAUGGAUAUGCAGGACAAUAGAGAGGAGUUUAAGAAGACAUGGAACCCUCGUUUCACACUACGCAGCCACUUUGAUGCCAUCCGCGCGUUGACCUUUCACCCCAGCCAAGCGGUGCUGCUCACAGCCUCUGAGGAUGGAACACUAAAGCUGUGGAACCUCAACAAGGCCAUGCACUCUAAAAAGAACGCAGCGUUGGAUGUUGAGCCCAUCUACACAUUUAGAGCACACAGUGGAGCUGCUCUGUCGCUGACCAUGAGCGAGGACGGUGAAUCCUGCUACAGCGGGGGUCUAGAUGGAGCUGUCAGAUGUUGGAAGAUGCCGGAUCUCAAUGUGGAUCCGUAUGAUAACUAUGAUCCUGGCAUUGAGAGCAGUGUACUAGUCGGCCACGAGGACAGCGUGUGGGGUCUAACUCACUCAGCAGUUCACCAUCGUCUUGCCUCCUGCUCAGCCGAUGGCACCAUUCGCAUCUGGGACCCUCUGAACUCGGCUCCCUGCCUGUCUGUCUUCAACAAGGAGAGAGAGCACGGAACACCCACGUCAGUAGCGUUUGUGGUCACUGACCCCAACCAGGUGGUGGCGUCUUUUGACGGCGGUGAGACGCUGGUCUACGACCUCAACACAGAGCAGAGCAUCAUUUCGCUAGAGACACAGACCAAGGAUGGCAGUGAGCUGAUCAACCGCGUGGUCAGUCACCCGUCCGAACCAGUCUCCAUCACUGCACAUGAGAACCGCACCAUCCGCUUCCUAGACAACAAGACAGGCAAAGUUGUCCACUCAAUGGUGGCUCACCUGGAUGCGGUCACCUGUCUCACUACAGACCCUAAUGGCACUUACCUCAUCUCUGGCAGCCACGACUGCUCGGUGCGACUGUGGAUGCUGGACAACAGGACGUGCGUACAGGAGAUCACGGCUCACAGGAAGAAGCAUGACGAGGCCAUCCAUGACGUGGCCUUCCACUCUUCACAGCCCUUCAUUGCCAGCGCCGGCGCAGAUGCACUUGCCAAGAUCUUUGUCUGACAGCACUGUCGGCAUUCUGAGUCCUACAAACACAACUGGGCUAAAAGAGACGGAAGACUACAGUGGACACAGACACACACACACACACACGUCCUGCACCCCACUGGCUGGGUCAUCGCCACAGGACGUCACCUCCCCUCACUAUUCUCUUGAUGCCUCAGUGACUUCUUGUAAUACUAAUCACACUGCUUUUUUUAUCAAAUCCCGGCUGCUCCGUUUUUCGAAUAAUCAUGUUUGGUAUAACACUUUUCUACACUACAAUAUUCUGUUCUGCUUUUUAUUUUUUUCAUUCUACCAACACUUACUACAAACCACUGUGCGUGCCUGCGUGCGAGUGUGUGCUUGUACUGCUGAGACACUACUCGCAUUUCAGAGAAACCACCAAGGAGAUGCGCUCUCACUACACGGCGCACACGAUGCACAAAUGAACCCCCACAUGUCAGGUCUUUUUUAUUUUAAUUUUUUUUAACAAAUUGCUUGUGGCUAACAUACAUAUGUAGGCAUGACUAAUAACAGUUAUCUUUCCCAGUGUCGGCAGAAAACACCUGCCCAACCUCUUUAUUGGGAAUCAAUGCAUUACAUUCCAAAGACUCCAGGUAGAGUGUGUGUGUGUGUUUGUGUGCGUGUGUGCGUGUGUGUGGUGGCGGCGGCGGCGGCGGCGUAAUCGGGGUUGGAGAAUGUUAACCCUAGCUGUAUGAUGUGAGGAACAAUUAGACUGUUGCUAACCAGUGUUGAACAAAUAGCUUUAAUUUCAACUUUACGGCCAAGUCUCAUUGUAUGUCCAAGUAUUAUAGUGCCCCCAUGAUUCUGCCUGUGUGUGUGUGUGUGUGUGUGUGUGUGUGUGUGUGUGUGUGUGUGUGUGUGUGUGUGUGUGUGUGUGUG